This is a messenger RNA of Hibiscus syriacus, 1426 nucleotides long. Its product is annotated as probable protein phosphatase 2C 60. The record is from RefSeq and is a predicted model, not a curated record. Gene Ontology annotation, biological process: protein dephosphorylation. Gene Ontology annotation, molecular function: protein serine/threonine phosphatase activity; cation binding. The transcript has 11 exons. NCBI's taxonomy places the organism in Eukaryota, Viridiplantae, Streptophyta, Magnoliopsida, Malvales, Malvaceae. The coding region runs from base 235 to 1305 and encodes 356 amino acids.
CAAUUAAAACUCUUUGAUUUGUUACUUCCCUUUCUCUCUCUUUCUCUGCAGUAAUUAUUUCACCCUCUGUCUCUCUAUGUUUCAGCUUCUGUCUCAAACCCAUAAUUCCUCGUUUUCCCUCUCAGAUUCCCAGAAAAUUCUCCUGGGAUUUUCUUAGAUUUCCUAAAGAACUCCUUUUCCAUCAAUAUUAAGAUAUUUCCUCUGUUUACCACUCGCUCCUCAUUUGCAGAAAAGAUGGGUAUAUAUCUCAGCUCCCCUAAAACCGAAAAACUAUGGGAAGACGGCGAGAAUGAUAGGGUUCGAUACGGUUUAUCAUCGAUGCAAGGAUGGCGUGCAACUAUGGAAGAUGCUCAUGCUGCAUAUCCUGAUCUAGAUGCUUCUACUUCGUUCUUUGGUGUUUAUGAUGGUCAUGGAGGUAAGGUGGUUGCAAAGUUCUGUGCUAAAUAUCUUCACCAGCAGGUUCUCAAGCAUGAAGCUUAUGCAGCUGGGGACAUCGGAACAUCUGUUCAGAGAGCAUUUUUCAGAAUGGAUGAGAUGAUGCGUGGACAAAGAGGAUGGAGAGAAUUAGCCAUUUUGGGCGAUAAAAUAAACAAGUUUACUGGCAUGAUAGAAGGAUUGAUAUGGUCUCCAAGAGGAGGUGAUAGUAAUGGCCAAGUUGAUAAUUGGGCCUUCGAGGAGGGCCCUCAUUCUGACUUUUCUGGACCGACUUCCGGGAGCACAGCCUGUGUUGCAGUUGUUAGAAACGACCAACUUAUUGUUGCAAAUGCCGGUGAUUCUCGUUGUGUGAUAUCUAGAAAGGGUCAGGCAUACAAUCUCUCUAGAGAUCACAAACCUUAUCUCGAAGCCGAGAAAGAACGGAUUUUAAAAGCUGGUGGGUUUAUACAAGCAGGACGUGUCAAUGGAAGUUUGAAUCUUGCAAGGGCAAUAGGUGACAUGGAAUUCAAGCAGAAUAAAUUUUUAUCUGCUGAAAAGCAAAUCGUAACCGCAAAUCCCGACAUAAACACCGUUGAGCUCUGUGAUGAUGACGACUUCAUUGUUCUGGCAUGUGAUGGAAUCUGGGACUGCAUGUCAAGUCAGAUGAUAGUCGAUUUUAUUCAUGAACAUCUGAAAUCGGAAAGCAAGCUUUCUGUUGUUUGUGAGAGAGUACUAGAUAAGUGCUUAGCACCAUCGACAGCCACCGGUGAAGGUUGUGACAAUAUGACGAUGAUCUUGGUGCAGUUGAAGAAACCAAUCAAGUCCGCCUCCUCCGCAAAGGAACAAUCCUCCAAUUCUGAAUCCAUUGAAACUGAAUUGAAGGUAGAGUAAAGUCCAGAAAGCUAGUAGUUGCAAUUGUUGGUGUGGACCCUUCGGGUGCAUUUGGUUCAUGAAAUAUAAGAUUACCAGUGGGAAUAGGAUUACCGGAAUGUAAUAUUACCUAACACAUUAC